This is a messenger RNA of Micropterus salmoides (largemouth bass), 1593 nucleotides long. Its product is annotated as CD209 antigen-like protein E. Gene Ontology annotation, biological process: biological process involved in interspecies interaction between organisms. The coding region runs from base 214 to 1116 and encodes 300 amino acids. NCBI's taxonomy places the organism in Eukaryota, Metazoa, Chordata, Actinopteri, Centrarchiformes, Centrarchidae. Gene Ontology annotation, cellular component: external side of plasma membrane. Gene Ontology annotation, molecular function: fucose binding; D-mannose binding. The record is from RefSeq and is a predicted model, not a curated record. The transcript is spliced from 6 exons.
UAACUUCUCAUUAUGUCUGUAGUAGGUCAUAGGUCACUAAAAUAAUGACUUUCAGCAGACAUUUCCACAUAAGCAAGAGAGGGUGAAGGGGAGUCAAGGACACUCGCGCACACGGAUUUGUAAUAUUGACAGAGCAGCUGCCUCACACAGAUAAAAGUGACAUUCUGAGUGAAUUUCUGUGUAAAACCCUGAAGACCAGAGGGAUAUCCAGACAUGAUUUCAGAUGAUGAUAUCAGCACAGAUGGAAAAUCAUUACACCUUAACAUAAGAAGCAAAGGACCUAUGUGCACAGUCAGAGUUGGGUCCAGAAGGCUUCCAGUGUAUCCAUGGGUUAUCGUGUGUUUAGGACUGCUAAACACAAUUCUGAUGUUAACUGCUAUUGUUAUUGGGAUUUACUGUGGCAAAGUCAGUGAGGUAUCCGCUCCCCAUGAAAUAACAGCACAGACUCUAAUCAUAGAAGUGAAGCAACUUCAGAUAAUGCAAACUGAAGCGAGCAAAGCUCAAGAAGAGGCCCAACAAGCAUUAAAGAAAGAGCUCAGGAAACAUCAGCAACUAAAACUGCAGUUAGAACAGAACAAGACACUCAGUGACGACAUUCAGAGGCAGCUUGAGACACUACAACUGGAAAAAGUAAAACUGCAGUCUGACAAAUCUGAUACUUUGGAAAGUUGUGGACGCUGCCCGCCAGGAUGGUUUUUAUUUAACACGUCAUGCUACUUUCAUUCUAAAUCAGCAUCCAAUCCCUUAAAGAACUGGUCAGACAGCAGGGCGGACUGUAUCAGCCGUGGUGCCAAUCUGACUGUGAUUGAUACCUGGGAGGAGCAGCUAAAUCUUUUUGAGUACCUACCAAAACGGGAUGCAAGCAUUCGACCGUGGUGGAGCAGGCCUGGGGGAAUCUGGAUUGGCCUUACGGAUAUUCAGACAGAGGGCCAUUGGGUGUGGCUAAAUAAUGUGACUCUGGAUAAAGGGUACUGGAUACAAGGGGAGCCCAACAACUAUGGAACAGAGGGUGAGCACUGUGUGGCUCUUAUGAAUAUUAACAACCCAAUGGCAACGUGGUAUGACGCAAGCUGCCAAACGAACAAGGAAUGGUUAUGUGAAAUGGAACCCAACUAGCUGUGGAGAGCAUGGUGGUCCAUAUCAAGGCUAAACUUUUGUCUCAAAGAAGUUGCCUCCAUGUCAACAAGCUCGGAAACCAUUACAUGAGUAGAGAAGACCCAGCUAUUUCCCAUAUGGAUUUAUUGCAAGUUUCUCUUGUCUUGAAAAAAUGCAUGUCUCAAUUGUACUGUGCUUUGAUAUCCUUAAUCUUAAUCUCAACACUCUGCUAUCCCCGGACAGUUUAGAGGCUUUACUGAGGGGAUUAUUAAUCUUACAGUGGUUGUACAUGUUUCAGCAGUGAUGGUUUUAAUUAAUACUUGAUAAUAUUAUGAAUGUUUUUAUUCUUAUUUUCUGCUCUCGUAUUUUCUGUUAUGCUUUUUUUUUACUGCUUAGUUAUAACAUGCUAGCACACUAACACGACUGUACACUCUUACUAGGUAAAUAAUAAACAUAAAUUAUGUAAUAAUAAAAAUAAAUAAUGUGAAGAAAGGUUGA